Piliocolobus tephrosceles (Ugandan red Colobus) is the source of this 1685-nucleotide messenger RNA. RefSeq names its product ankyrin repeat domain-containing protein 18B-like. The record is from RefSeq and is a predicted model, not a curated record. The transcript is spliced from 8 exons. Lineage: Eukaryota; Metazoa; Chordata; Mammalia; Primates; Cercopithecidae. Bases 17 to 889 code for a protein of 290 amino acids.
UAAGAAAUGCCUAGAAAUGACAAUAAAUAAGUUAAAUGUAUUUGGAAAUGAAGACUUCGGUUGCCAUGGAGACUUAAAUACAGAUCAACUGAAAAUGGAUAUUCUGUUUAAGAAACUAAAACAGCAGUUUGAUGAUCUUACGGCCGAGAAGGAAGCUGUAUCUUCAAAAUGUGUCAAUUUGGCUAAAGACAAUCAAGUUCUUCAACAGGAGUUUUUAUCUAUGAGAAAAAUACAAGAGAAAUGUGAAAAACUUGAGGAGGAUAAAAAGAUGUUGGAAGAAGAAGUAUUAACUCUUAAGACAUAUAUGGAAAACAAUAUGGUAGAACUUGGUAAAGUACAAGAAUAUAAAUCAGAGCUAGAUGAAAGGGCAAUGCAGGCAAUAGAAAAAUUAAAAGAAAUCCAUUUACAGGAACAAGCACAGUAUGAAAAACAAUUAGAGCAGUUAAACAAGGAUAAUACGGCUUCACUGAAUAGGAAGGAACUCACACUUAAAGAUAUGGAAUGUAAAUUCUCUGAAAUGAAAACUGCUUACGAAGAGGUUACAACCGAAUUAGAAGAAUAUAAGGAAGCCUUUGCAGCAACAUUGAAAGCUAACAAUUCCAUGUCCAAAAAAAUAAUGAAAUCGAAUAAGAAAAUAGCAGUGAUCAACACCAAGCUCCUUAUGGAGAAAGAGCGGAUGAAAUAUUUUCUCAGCACUCUACCUACGAGGCCACACCCAGAAUUACCUUGUGUUGAAAAUCUUAAUAGUAUAGGACUCAACAGAAAAUAUAUUCCCAAAAUGCCCAUAAGAAUUCCUACUUCAAACCCACAGACUUCAAAUAACUGCGAGAACUCCUUGACUGAGCUUUUGAUGUGUUGGGCACUUGCUCCAGUCUACUUUCUUCUCUAGAAUCCACUGCCCUAGAAUGAGUAAUUUUCUUAGAAGUAGAGUUGGAGCCACCGAGGAAGCACAGCAGGCUCCCGUUGUGGUGGAUUGUGUCAUCCCACGAUGUCGCUGUUGCUGAGUCCCCAUCGCCUCUGUGUUGUGGAGCAGUUAGAGACACACAGCAGUGUCUGUGAGUGGCUCUGCGUGAAGGACUGUUUUCUAGGUGAGAGGCACAUCUCAGCACAGCUGACUGAUGAGACUCAGCAAUUCCAUUCUGCAUCUGCUCUGGACACCCCAGGACCACCAGGACAACCCCAUCGGGGCCCUGUCACCAGGUCCAGUCUGGCUCCAUGAUACCAAGACGCAGGUCCAGAGACAACCACCCUGCAUGGUGCCUGCAUCUGACCCCCCUUGGUGGGUAGUGAUGAGCAAACAUGGAAGAAGCCAGGGCAGCACACGGACAGCUGCCCUGCAGCCCCAGAUGGCACCUGGCCCUUGGGACGUCAUUCUCAAAGGGGAAGCUGGAAACUUUGAUGUACCUGGAGGGAAGGGUAAACGUGGCCUCCCAACAACCCUAGCAGCCAGCAGCAUGCCAUACAUCUUCUCACCCAACCUGUGGGACAGAGGCCCCCUCCUGGGGAAUAAGAUCCAUCUCUAAAGGGUCCUGUCCCAGUCGGGCCUCAUCUUGCACCCUGGGAGGCGAAGGGCACCAUGGGCCCCCAGCAGCAACCAGGAUUACCACCCAGGGGACUCAGCCUUCUGUGGCCCUGGCCAGACUUAGAAUUUGGCCCAAGACAGGACAAGCUCACUCAGAGCAGCC